Molecule: messenger RNA, 1618 nt
Organism: Brienomyrus brachyistius
Lineage: Eukaryota; Metazoa; Chordata; Actinopteri; Osteoglossiformes; Mormyridae
Gene: rhd
Product: Rh blood group, D antigen
Exons: 10
Coding region: 30-1280 (416 amino acids)
Biological process (GO): ammonium transmembrane transport; ammonium homeostasis
Cellular component (GO): plasma membrane
Molecular function (GO): ammonium channel activity
Source: RefSeq, a predicted model, not a curated record
ACACAGCUCACCCCAGUCAGUCUGCUCCGAUGGCGCCGCGCUAUGCGCCCAGCCUGCGGGCGCCGCUGCCCCUGUUGAUCCUGCUGCUGCAGACGAGCUUCGCUGUACUCUUUGCGCUGUAUGCCAGACUGGCCAAGCCUGAAGUCACCGCGGACAAUCCGUUCACAAACACCUAUGCCGGAUUCCAGGAUGUCAAUGUUAUGCUCUUCCUGGGCUUCGGCCUCCUGGCCACGGGCUUCGUUCGCUAUGCCUUCAGUAGCUUGGCCUUCGUCUUGCUGGUGGGCUCCUGCUCAGUGCAGUGGGCCAUCUUGGCAAACGGGUUCUUGUACCACCUUCAUGAUGGAAAGAUCUGGAUCAGCCUACGAAGUUUGGCUGAGGCCCAGCUGUGUGCAAUAUCCUGCCUUAUUGCCAUGGGCUCGGUCUUGGGCAAGACCAACCCUGUCCAGGUGCUUCUUAUGGCUCUGCUGGAGGUCACUGGGUUCAUAACCAACACCUGGAUCCUCCGUACCUUCCUGAAGGCUGAGGGCAUGUACAGCAGCAUGCUGUUCCAUAUCUUCGCCUCAUUUUUUGGAGUCAUAAUGUCAUGGACACUAGUCCAAAAGCAACCUGAGCUGCAGCACGAGAAGGAGAAGCUGGAUCACAAGACAGCCCUUUUCUCUAUGAUGGGGGUGCUCUUCCUGUGGCUGUUCUGGCCCAGCUUCCUGUCUGGGCUAGUUGCCCCUUCCUUGCCUGCCUACAAGAUGGCCGCCAUUUACAGUACUUACCUGUCAAUGGCGGCGAGUGCCAUCUCUGCUUUCACCAUCUCCAUAGUGAUGAGCCCAAGAGGAAAGAUCAACAUGGCUCACAUCCAGGGAGCCGUGCUUGCAGGAGGUGUUGCUAUGGCACCCGUUAUCUCAGUGAACCACAUGCCAUGGGUUGCUAUAACAACAGGGAUGUGUGCUGGCCUCCUCUCCACGUUGGGUUUGCUUUAUCUAAAGCCCCACCUGGUGCUGGCAUUUGGCUGUCAUGACACCUGCGGGGUUCUCAGUGUCCAUGGGCUGGCAGGAAUUCUGGGAUGGGCAGCCUACCUCCUUCUCCAAGUGUACCACACCCCUGAUACGGCCUGGAGCCUGAGCCUGUUCUGUGUCUGCAGUCUCCUCAUCACCCUGAGCACCAGCGCAGUGGUGGGGGGGCUCACAGGGUUUCUCCUUAAGUGGGCCAUCUGGAGGCCACCACAGGACAGGAAAUGCUUUGAGGACCAGGCAUUCUGGAAGAUUGAGCACCUGGCCGUGGAGCAGUGAGACGCUGCUCCAGGUAGAAGCAGAGCGAACGCUCCCCCCUUCAGCAACCUUCAUAAAUGGACUAACUGCAAAAUACAUAUCGAUAGUUAACACCUUGAGAUGAAAUUUACUCAGUAGGAACCCUUUCAUUGUAUGGGCCGUAGACAGGUGACGAGGAACACAAGGCUCGGUAAGACUGGAGUAGGUUGUCAAUCAUUGAAGAAUCAGCCAAUUAGUGUAUGACAGCAUGAUAGUCCUGCCCACAGAACCACUGUCAUGUCAUAACUCUGUUGCUUUGUGUUUGUAUGAAUAUUCUACAGCAGCAAAGCCAUCAAUAAAAUCAUUGUUUAUGUCCCGUG